Molecule: messenger RNA, 1320 nt
Organism: Trichoderma virens Gv29-8
Lineage: Eukaryota; Fungi; Ascomycota; Sordariomycetes; Hypocreales; Hypocreaceae
Exons: 2
Coding region: 1-1320 (439 amino acids)
Source: RefSeq, a predicted model, not a curated record
AUGCAGACUACAUAUACCUCCGCAACAGCUACCCGUGUCAAUCUGGGUCCUCUAACAACGACCUUCAAUCCACCGAGCGACUGUACCUCACUGCGCUUCAUUACUGAAAAUGAAGUAUUCAUGGGUGCAUCCAUAGGCUAUGGCUGUUAUGAUUCUGAGACAGAAUGGGUGCCAUGCUCACAAACCUCCUUUCAACCGUUCCGCUGCAGUUCUGAACAUGAGGGUACUAUGACAUAUUUCCCAUGCUCUACGCAGAAAAAGUCUGAUGAAAGUUGGGAUUGCACGACCCAUCGGGCUCGCUAUGAUUUCUCACUAAUACAAUCGUGCUAUCCUUUGGGAUUCGCCUCCUCUUAUGGCUUAACGGACGACAAUACUGGGAAAUGGACAGCUCAACCUCUGGUAUACUCUCCUGGGCUGGCUUGCCCUUCCGGCUAUUCGCCUCAGUGUACCGUACAGCGCGUCAAAGGACUCUCAGAUCCAGCUGUCACAGAUACAAUGGCACAUGCCGACAAUACGAUAUGGAGCAUGCUAAAUGACGAUGAAAUUGCAAUAGGCUGCUGUCCAUCUAACUAUGCCUGCGAUUCCAAUUCGCCUCACAUUUGUACUUCACGACCUCAUGCGGGCGAUAUCAUGGCGAUAACAGACGGCAUAUCCUGUGACGGAGCCGAUAUAACAAGUUCGAUCCCCUCAACCGCGCUGACCGCCCAAGCGAUGAGAAUACUCUUGAUACAGUCUAAUACUCCAACAUCAACUUCUCCCGCGAAAGAAACAUUUCCUUCGCAAGACAAAUUUGGGAAAGGAGCGAAAAUCGCAGUCGGAAUUGUCGUUCCUUUGGUGGUCUUUUUGAUAGGCGUAGCGCUCGUCUACUUACUACGUCGAAAAAAGCUACAGUCAGCGCCAGACCAGGAAGAGUCAGCUGGGAGAGAUGACUCAGAUACAGCGUUGAAGGCAGAACUGCACGGCAGCACUGGCAUUGCCAUUCGUGGGCUGAAAGGUACCGCAUUCGAGAAACCUGAGCUUGGUGAUACGCGGCUUGGUAUAACUGCAACAGUGGCAGAAUUAUCCGCUGGCAAUGAGAUACAAGAACUGCAUGGGAACAGCUCUGUGGCAAAUCUGAAUAGCGCCACCGUGCCAAGCUCUGAACUCCAAGCGCCAAUCAAGGACGAUAUUGCCAGAGGAUUUGAGCAAAAUCUAGCUAAGCCGUCAUCAAAUCAAGACUCUGAAAGAGCAGCUACAGGUUUAUGGGAUUGGAGCAACUUUAAUACUCUUGGCGCACCUGAUGAUUCGGCGAGAAAUUCAAUUACAGAUAUGCGCAAAUAG